This is a messenger RNA of Cladocopium goreaui, 1005 nucleotides long. The record is from the annotation of a GenBank genome assembly. NCBI's taxonomy places the organism in Eukaryota, Dinophyceae, Suessiales, Symbiodiniaceae.
AUGAACGCAAAUCGAGGUGGUGCUUACAACGAUGAAUCUUUUGGCAACGCCAGAGCUAGGGCUGUUCGAGUAUAUGAGGAGGUGUUCGGGGCAGAGUCAGAGGAAUUUCUCGAGUAUGCCGAUCACUUACCUAGAGACUUCAACCUGUCAUCACGGCCUAGCAACACUAAGCUGCACAAGAUGUUCCUUGACUGCGCUGCACAGGCUAUCAGACCCCAGGACAAGGUCACUGGGCGACGGUGGUUUUCAUGGUUGGUGCGUUUUCGUGGUCUGUCAAAGAAGGGGUCGGAUGACGAAUUGGCAGACAUUUCAUUUGACGAACUAGACGACCCAAGCCGGACAUCGAAAUUUGGAGGGCUAGACUCUUCCUGGACAACCGACCUGAUUUUGAACCAGAGGUGUUCAGACCUGAAAGGUAAAAACCGCUUGACGAUGAAGAAGGAAGAUUCUGAUGGAGACGAUGAGAAACCAGAAAAACCACUUGAUAUCAAAGCGAUGAAGAAAGGGCUGCUGGACCAAAACACAGCAAGGGCUCGUGAAUCUUUGGCUCGGUUCAUUGACAUGGGGAAGGCGGUGAUUGAAGCAAAGGAAGCCAUGCAAGAUCCAACCAACCAUGACAGAGUUGAUGUAAAGCCUUCCGGAACAGAAACCGAUGAGAAAGCAGUCGCUGCACUGAUUGGCAUAAUGCAAGCUCGGGCAUUCUGCUAUGAUGGGGUUGGAGAUUUGUGGGCGGGAUGUGUCUUGCAGCGCGGCCUUCUCUACCAAAGGAAGCAUGACAUGACUGUAUUUGUUUGCCUGGGGUUUGUGGAGUACAUUGCACUUGGCUGGGUGCUUGAACCGGUUCAGACUGAUGCUGAAGUCUCUGACACCUACUACAAGUCACCUAGCUGCAACGAUCAUCAGACCGCUGUUCGCAAUUUGGAGUUUUUGACAGUCACCGGAUUGAGUGGGUUAGAACGCACGGACAAGAACGAGGAGUUUGCAGGAAUUCCAUUCAAGUUCUAA